CAUGGCGGACACGCUCUGCACCGCGACCAGCCCGACGGCACCGCUGGAGCAGAAUGGGAGCGCGAGCGGCCCCCCGGAGGACUCGGAGUCGGCGGGCGCGGAGCUGGGCCGGGCCCGGCGGAAGAAGAAGCGGGGCGCCGGGGAGCGCCUCGUGCCGCCCCCCAAGAAGCGGCGGGCCGGCGUGAGCUUCGGCGACGGCCACUUCGCCGAGACCAGCUACUACUGGGAGGGCGGCCUGCGCAAGGUGCGGCCCUACUUCUUCGACUUCCAGACCUACUGCAAGGGCCGCUGGGUGGGCCGCAGCCUGCGCCACGUCUUCGGCGCCGAGUUCCGCGCCCAGCCGCUCGCCUACUACGAGGCCGCGCUCCGGGCCGGCCGCCUGCGCCUCAACGGGGAGCCCGUCCGGGACCUCGGCGUCGUGCUCAAGGACAACGACUUCCUGCAGAACACCGUGCACAGACACGAGCCUCCUGUCACAGCAGAGCCCAUUCGCCUGCUAGCUGAGAACGAAGACGUGGUGGUUGUGGACAAGCCUUCGUCCAUUCCUGUCCACCCCUGCGGUCGCUUCAGACAUAACACAGUCAUCUUCAUCCUGGGUAAGGAGCACCAACUCAAGGAGCUACACCCCCUGCAUCGACUAGACCGCCUCACCUCUGGAGUCCUCAUGUUUGCCAAGACAGCCGCUGUGUCUGAGAGAAUUCACGAGCAGGUUCGGGACCGGCAGCUGGAGAAGGAGUAUGUGUGUCGCGUGGAGGGAGAGUUCCCCUCUGAGGAAGUGACCUGCAAGGAGCCUAUUUUGGUGGUGUCUUACAAGGUAGGAGUGUGCCGUGUGGAUUCACGGGGCAAGCCCUGCGAGACAGUGUUCCAGAGACUGAGCUACAACGGCCGCUCCAGUGUGGUGCGGUGCCUGCCUCUUACAGGCCGCACCCACCAGAUCCGAGUUCACCUUCAGUUCCUGGGCCAUCCGAUCCUCAAUGACCCCAUCUACAACUCAGCUGCGUGGGGCCCUUCCAGAGGCCGGAAUGGCCACAUUCCCAAAACAGAUGAGGAACUGCUGCAGGACCUGGUGGCCGAACAUCAAGCAAAACAGAGUUUGGAUGUGCUAGAUCUCUGUGAAAGUGACCUGUCCUCAGGACUCACAGACUCUGCAGUUUCUUCCUCAGAGCUGAACAAGGACCAUCCCAACACUUUGAUUGAGGGAGCACAGGAGGCAGCCCCUCGGGAUCUGGAUACUGUGGCUUUGACACCAGGGAAGGGGGCUGAAAUGAGUGUUAGCAAGCAAGAAAUAGAUCCACUCUGUGCAGAGUGCCGGCUGGUACGACAGGACCCUUUGCCACAGGACCUUGUGAUGUUCCUACAUGCCCUAAGCUAUAAGGGACCAGACUUUGAGUACUUUUCUCCCAUGCCUGCCUGGGCACAGGAUGAUUGGCAAGAGGGCUGAAUGCUUGGCCAAUGGAGAUAUUGCUUUCUGGGAGGGAUCAGAAAUGUUUUAUGGAUAGGAGCUGACCAAAUGGUGGAUACUCAGGUUUUACAACAAUUAAUAGGGGUUGAACUCCAAACAGACCUCAUAUUUGACAGCUUGCUUCCAACUAGAUUAUAGGGGCUCUGUUUU
Messenger RNA from Suncus etruscus (white-toothed pygmy shrew), 1612 nucleotides. It is a transcript of the gene RPUSD2, whose product is annotated as RNA pseudouridine synthase domain containing 2. The record is from RefSeq and is a predicted model, not a curated record. The transcript has 3 exons. NCBI's taxonomy places the organism in Eukaryota, Metazoa, Chordata, Mammalia, Eulipotyphla, Soricidae. Gene Ontology annotation, biological process: pseudouridine synthesis. Gene Ontology annotation, molecular function: RNA binding; pseudouridine synthase activity. Bases 2 to 1441 code for a protein of 479 amino acids.